AUGCAACAAGCUGCCAGUCGAAUUGAGAGUGUCAUUGUCGGCGAUUUGCCAGAUCAAUCCGCAACUAUUGAUGAUAUCCCCGCCCAUUAUCAAUGUACAGAUAUCCCCUCGACAAUCGACGACAUGUGGAUUUGCAACCAAAUGGAUGACUCGUUGCCCGACUUUGUAGAAGGAACAGGCGGGUACGACUCGGUCCGAUUCGGUGAAGGCAACUUGUUGCCUUACAUUGGAUUCAUUAGCCUGAAUCCAUCGGUUGCAAACCAUCCCUCGGCAGUUUUGCUGCAUGAGAUGUUUCAUUCGGUUGGUUUUGGAACUGUAUGGAUCUUCAUGGGCCUGAUCGAUAGUUCCACGCCACCCUGCUCCUACAGUGGCUCGGCAGCAACUGCAGAAUUCCAAUCCAUUAGUGGUUGUUCAACGGCGGAGAUUCCCAUGCCAGAGACAGACUCAUGUCAGCACUGGGGGGAGUCGUGCUUGCAAGAGGAGCUAAUGACACCCAUGCUGGUCGACGCCGCCGACGGGUCUACACCGUUUCAACUGAGCCGGAUUACGAUUGCAUCGCUGCAAGACAUGGGUUACCAAGUGGACUAUGGAGCCGCUGAUCCGUACACGUCGGCAAACAUGGGCAGCAGCUGCACUUGCAACAGCAGGAGAUUUCGCCGUGACGACCACUUCAGCCCAAUACCGGCCAUGAGCGAUGAGUUGCAGAGGAAAGCCGUUGCAUACGGUCGUCAAGUUUUGACCAAGAAACGCCAACAACGGCAGAGGCGUUUGAAGAACCAUUUCCGUCACAAACCUCAGCACGACAGUGAUGGUUCAAAGUACGUUGGCGACCAGUUUAUCUUUCUGAUGGUCAGAGAAGGCAAUGUUCGGUAUUCGAUGAUUGUCACGAACUCAUAG
This is a messenger RNA of Seminavis robusta, 897 nucleotides long. The record is from the annotation of a GenBank genome assembly. NCBI's taxonomy places the organism in Eukaryota, Bacillariophyta, Bacillariophyceae, Naviculales, Naviculaceae.